ACCUGACAGAGGUUGUCACAUACCUCAUCCCACCUUACUUUUCUAUACGAGUUAAAUUUGGAGGACGAAAGAAAAAGAACUGAUUUAUUUGCAAAAGAGAAAGAGACAUUGAUCUACUUUACCGCUUUUUAAGUUCGAACUUCCUGACGUAAGGCAGACCACAGCUUUGUCCAGGCAAGCUUAAUGCUGAUGUGUAGGGCAAACCGAUAAUGUUGGGCGCUUUUGGCUAAUUUAUUGCUACAUAGUUCAUUGCCUAGAGUAUCUAUGUUUUUUCAAGUGUAUCUAUUUAUUUACUUGAUAUGAGCAUCUAGAUCUGAACUCGGAUUUUUUUUAGGUUUGCAAAGAAGUGGGAUAUUUUGAGUCGAGGCAGAAGAGAGAAUUUGAAGCCCUAUUUCUUUCUCGUCUUGUAGUCAGACGGGAAUUUGCGGGAAUUUAUCUGGACGCUUAGUAGCAGAAUUCCAGAUCAAGUUCAUUUUGUGAAAGAAUGAGCAGUGGCGAGCUUCUCACGGUUCAGCCCACUGAGCUUAAGUUCCCAUUUGAACUCAAGAAACAGAGCUCAUGUUCUCUUCAACUGUUCAACAACUCAGAUCACUAUGUGGCCUUCAAGGUCAAAACUACUUCUCCAAAGAAGUAUUGUGUGCGACCUAACACUGGCAUUGUAUUACCAAAAUCUUCUUGUGAUGUUACUGUCACCAUGCAAGCACAGCGGGAAGCACCUCUUGAUCUUCAAUGCAAAGACAAGUUCCUUGUACAGAGUGUUAUAACACCUUAUGGGGCAGAGAUGAAGGAUAUUUCUCAGGAUAUGUUCAACAAGGACAAUGAGAAUGUUGUUGAGGAGUACAAAUUAAGAGUGGUGUACGUUCCUCCACCUCAGCCUCCUUCUCCAGUACCUGAAGAAUCAGAAGAGGGUACAUCUCCUAGGUCUUCGUUACUGCAGAAUGGAAAACAAAAUAUUGGCUUGUUUGAAUCGGGACAUAGAGAUGUUGGAGAAUUGAAGGCAAAACUCACUGAGGCACGUGUGAUGCUUUCCAAAAUAACAGAAGAAAGGAAUACCAUUGUUCAGCAAGCUCAACAACUGCAGCAAGAAUUGACAUCGGUGAAGCAGGCAACUAAAAACACCAAAGCUGGAUUUUCAGUUUUAUAUUGUUUCAUUGUUGGUCUUCUAGGUAUUCUUGUAGGGUACCUGGUCCGCAAAUAGAUGCAGUACAAGUUGCACCUCUGUUACAAAUUAUCAUUAUUGGAUAUGCAAGAGAUGUGAUUGAUACAAAUUGUGAAAAUGCAAGACAGAAUGGAAACUUUGAUUUUGUUAUUUGCUGCUGAAGUAAUAGGCCGACUUUCUUAAGGACACUUGUUUAUUUCAAUCAUGCCUAGAAAUGUUUGGGCAGUGUUCAAGUCACAUCACGAUCAGGAAAACACGCAAUAUUUUUUUUGGCAGUGUUUGGCAUGCUGAGGAUGGAUUGUUCUUUGUAAUGAAGUAUAGUGACAGGCAUGUGCUCAUCAAGCUGCCCUGUGCAUUCUUUUACUGGAUUCAUUACUCUGUUGUCCAUCAACAGGUUGAUGGGACUCGCAUUAUGAUUGUUCUUGUACAACGUUACCUUGGGUUUUCCUGCUUAAUUUAAUGGGAUGUAAUUUACAAACCUGCCGGUUUCAAUCAGUACUUGGUGAUUCUAAAAUUACAAGAUUUGCUUUAGUUUUUGAUU
Molecule: messenger RNA, 1700 nt
Organism: Cryptomeria japonica (Japanese cedar)
Lineage: Eukaryota; Viridiplantae; Streptophyta; Pinopsida; Cupressales; Cupressaceae
Product: vesicle-associated protein 1-3
Exons: 10
Coding region: 485-1198 (237 amino acids)
Biological process (GO): endoplasmic reticulum membrane organization
Cellular component (GO): plasma membrane; endoplasmic reticulum membrane
Source: RefSeq, a predicted model, not a curated record